Molecule: messenger RNA, 2745 nt
Organism: Closterium sp. Naga37s-1
Lineage: Eukaryota; Viridiplantae; Streptophyta; Zygnematophyceae; Desmidiales; Closteriaceae
Source: the annotation of a GenBank genome assembly
AUGGACAAGGUCAACGUUUCGGGGUUGAAGGGGCUGCUGAAUGGGAUGAUAACAUUCGUCAAGGAGCACGUCGCUCUCAAACGGUCGGGCCAUGUCGGAGUUGCUGCCGACGCUUGUGACGACGACGACAAGGAGGCCCCUUCGGCAUCCCAAGCAGUAGGUGUCGCCCACACCGUCGAUGAUGCGCGUGGGACUUUGAUCGGAGAGCCUGGAGGUGGCAUCAACAAGGAAGAUGAGGAGGCAGGAAGGGCGGUGACUGGGACCGCAGAGAAGCACCAGGACGAGGACGUCCAUCAGGAUGAUAACGAGGAUCAGGAAGAGGACCAUGACAAUCGUGAGGAGGAGGAGGAGGAGGAGGAGGAGGAGGAGGAGGAGGAGGAGGAGGAGGAGGAGGAGGAGGAGGGGGGCUCGGCGGAAGAGGAGGAGGACGAGGAGGAGAUGGAGGUGGAGGAGGAGGAGGAGGAGGAGGAGGAGGAGGAGGAGGAGGAGGAGGAGGAGGAGGAGGAGGAGGAGGAGGAGGAGGUGGUGGAGGAGGCAGAGAAGCAGUCGGCGGAUGUUGUGAACGAGGGAGGGGAGGACGCCGACGAGGAGAGAGUCGGCGUGGAGGCGGCUCGCGGGGGGAGUGAAAAGGUCAUGGUCGGCGAUGUGGUUGGCGACGCGAAGGAAGUUGUCGACCUCGAGGCCGUUGGAGAAGGGGAUAACCCCGCGGCCGCGAAGCAAACGGGCGUGGACGGGCCUACCGAGACCACCGCAGGGAAGGCCGGGGGGAGCGCUGCGACAGGAGAACAGGCGGUUGACGGCAGAAAAUGCCCGGAGAAGGCGCACGGAGAGGAAAGGGGUCGGGUGGACAGGUUUGCAUUGGGGAUACGUGGAAUCCUCGACAAGCUCCAGUCGUUGGCCGACAAGGUCUCCGUCUCCGACCAUAAUGCGCCGAAACGGCUGCUAGAUGCAACGUCGGCCGUGUUGACAACCAUCGCGGACAACAUCACCAGCUACAUGGACAAAUCGUGGAAGGCGAUGAAGUCCUUCGCGGAACAGGCGUCGACGUGGUUGGCGGAAAUCGACGGUCCAGAGGGAAGUAUGGUAGUUGAACGCGCAAAAGCGGUCACCGCCUUGGCCAACCACGUGGAAGUGGUGGUGGACGAUGCGAAGCUGGGUUUGGAGGACUACAUCUCUAAGCACCUAGCCGCCGCGCAGACCAACAUUGCCGCCACGGUAACUCGCACCAUCGCCGUGCCGCUGCCGCCGCCGCAGCCCACGCCAGCCUUCCCGGACGAGCUCAUGAAGUCGUUCAAGGCGGACGUGUUGAAGGUGGUGACGGAGGCCACCCACCAGUCGUUUGUUGCGUCCGGGUUAAAGCUCAUAACCGAGGUAAUCGGCAAUGUGGCGCCUGGUCGGCGUGGGUCGUCGCCGUCGGCCAAUGACGCCGACCCCGCGCAACGAAGGGAGGCCGACAAGCAGGGCCAGAAAAGGGCGGGCGGCGGAGAUGAUGCGGGGAGCAUGAAGCAGAGCAAGGGAGCCGAUGGGAGCCGCGGUGUCGGCGCGGUGGGUCCAGGCGGCUCGCGGACUCGAGGUGAGAGCGUGGUCGACCAGCUCAAGAAGAACGGGGCCAAGGUGAUAAGGUCGCACAGCAAGGGUGAUGGAAUCGGGAGUGCAGAUGGGGGCCAUGCCGACGAGGUUGCCGCGCAAGACGCUGGACCAUCAGCCUCGCCCCUGGUUGCUGAGAAGCCCCAUGGUCUGGCGAGCGGCGGGAAAGGCUUGAGCGACAAGGAGAUCCCAACCACUCAAACGGCGAUAGAUGGCGGCGCCAGAACCGUCAAGGGACCGUCUGUCAGGGUGGCGGGGACCACGUCGAUUCCCCGUAAACCCCCUGUGGCUAGCAGCACGCCGGUCAGCCCGUCAGCCGCCAACAACAAUGGGCCGGCCCUUGCCGCUACUCCAGCUCCAGCAGGCCCGUCUGCCGCCAAGGGCGACACGAAGGAUGCUGCGGCUAACUGUCAAAGUGCCCGCAGCGGCGAACGCGCUCAGGGAAAUGCUUCACCGCAUGGAGGCCCAUCGCAAGGACGUGCACCCUCGGCGAGUCCCCCCGGUGGUUCAGCGGAGCCAAAGACAACCACUGAUGCUGUCGGCGAGGGAGAGUCGAAACGGAAGGGGAAGGCCAACACAUGGAAAGGGAGGGCGAGCUCUCAGAGGAAAACACGGGCGAUGACGGCCGAGACAGGGAGGGAGAAGGCAAAGGAGAAUUCGGUGGAGAAAGGGAAGGAGAAGGCGGAGGAGAAUCAGGAGGAGAAGUCGGUUGGCGAGGGUACGUCGGUGAAGAAAGGGAAGGAGAAGGCGGCGGAGAAGGAGAAGGAGAAGGAGAAGGCGGUGGAGAAGGAGAAGGAGAAGAAGAAGGAGAAGGAGAAGGAAAAGGAGGAGAAGGAGAAGGAGAAAGGACGGAAGGGUCAUGGCAUUCGCCACGACAACUCGGGCGACGGUCUAGGGUGGGUGGGCGAGAUUAAGGUGCUCGGCGCUAAUCGAUACAUCGGCAAGUCGCACGACAAGAUGGAGCCGGCGUACCUGCACUCGAUUGCGUACAUCGUCUACGACGGUUACGUCAGCAAGGUCCUCAUGGCCGAGCUCACCGACUUGGAGGAAACCGAGUUGGAGAAGUGGAGGAAGGUGUGGGAGGAGGUCAAGAUUUUGCCGACAGGGAUGUGGACGGUGAUAUGGGCACGAGGCGCGUACCUUCCAAAAACACGAUAA